AUGUCUCAUUGUCAUCAUAAACGUCGACGACAUCAAUCGCGCUCACUUGUACAUAAUCGAGACUCACAGCAAGAUCGAAAUAAUCAUCGAUCAACAGGUUAUGAUAAACAAGCUGAUUUUCACGAAUGUCAUCAUUAUUCUAUUCAACCAAAUAGACAAUAUUCUUAUUUUCAUCCACCUGUUCUGGCUACGACGAUUAAUGAAAUUAUUCAUGAUGCUGAAAAACAUCCACCUAUUGUUCAAACGUUAAUUCGUGAAUUAUUGCUAGAACGAAAAAAACGGCAAUUAAUUGAAAAUAGAUUAAAUAUGCGUGAACAUGAUUAUGCACAUUUACAUGCUCAACAUGAAGCAAUAGGUAAUAAUCUGGCAUUAUUGAAACAUGAUUAUGAUCAAUGCCGACUUGAUUUAAAAGCACGUUCUAUUGAAUUAAAUGAACUACGUCAUCAUAAUCAUCAAUUAAGAGUACAUGUCGAUCAACUUUUAAUUGAUGAUGGACAACAGAUGAAUAUCAAUAACGAAAUGUUCUAUUCAAAACGUCAAAGAAAAUAUUAG
Messenger RNA from Rotaria socialis, 552 nucleotides. NCBI's taxonomy places the organism in Eukaryota, Metazoa, Rotifera, Eurotatoria, Philodinida, Philodinidae. The record is from the annotation of a GenBank genome assembly.